Molecule: messenger RNA, 576 nt
Organism: Marchantia polymorpha subsp. ruderalis
Lineage: Eukaryota; Viridiplantae; Streptophyta; Marchantiopsida; Marchantiales; Marchantiaceae
Source: the annotation of a GenBank genome assembly
GCGUACGCAUCGACUCGAGAGCUCUGAGGACAGAAAAGUUGCGGGGGUGUGCCUUGCGCUCGCUGGUCGAACACCGCGAAUUUGAAUCUGGGGUGAGCACGAGGGUGGGGAUUGGCGAUCGAGGAUGAGCAGCGAUUCGGGAAAUCGCAGAGCUGAGGCGGAAGCUGAGCGUGGACCGCCUUUGCAGCCUCAGCAGUCGUCAUGUCGGAAGAAGAAGGCCGACGUGAACGAGGGAUUUGUCAAGGAUGUGAUGGAUCACAUCAACGAGUUUGUGAACGCGUCGUAUGAUGAGCACAAGACUUGUCUGACGAAGACCGUCCGUAAGCUCUUUGGCGGAAUGUCGAAACUAGGGCAAAAUCCACCAGCUUCAGCACCUGCACCCGUUGUCAGCGUCUUACCACUGCGAGCCAAUAUCUCCUCCGAUUGACAGGGACAGUUUUUUAUGAACGCGAAGGGGUGACUUCCUUUCGGAGAUUUGUGUAUUUGCUGAAGGUUCCAAUUAGGGUGCUUUCGACAAGUUUUUGAUGUAUAUACAGUAGGCUUUUACGAAUUGAACGGAGCAAUUGUUUAUGUGCA